This is a messenger RNA of Myxocyprinus asiaticus (Chinese sucker), 3952 nucleotides long. RefSeq names its product single-minded homolog 1-A. Gene Ontology annotation, biological process: regulation of transcription by RNA polymerase II. The record is from RefSeq and is a predicted model, not a curated record. The coding region runs from base 175 to 2433 and encodes 752 amino acids. The transcript is spliced from 11 exons. Gene Ontology annotation, molecular function: RNA polymerase II transcription regulatory region sequence-specific DNA binding; protein dimerization activity; DNA-binding transcription factor activity, RNA polymerase II-specific. Lineage: Eukaryota; Metazoa; Chordata; Actinopteri; Cypriniformes; Catostomidae.
UCAGACAUCUCAGGAGCGUCAGUAAAUUGUUGGAAAUUGGGAAUGGCAACAACAGUCUCACGCGGACGUCAUUGAAAGCGUCCCAUGCAUGAAGUUGAGUUUUUGCUGCGGCGACGUUGAAUUGAACAGCGGAAGGGUGUCGGGCACCUUUCAGUGGUGAAGGUGAAGGUGAAGAUGAAGGAGAAGUCGAAGAACGCGGCCCGCACGCGCCGAGAGAAGGAGAACAGUGAGUUUUAUGAGCUGGCCAAACUUCUGCCUCUGCCGUCAGCCAUCACCUCACAGCUGGACAAAGCCUCCAUCAUCAGACUCACCACCAGCUACCUGAAGAUGAGGAUAGUCUUCCCAGAAGGUCUUGGUGAAUCCUGGGGCCAUGUGAGUCGAGCGAGUUCUCUGGAUAAUGUGGGUCGAGAGUUAGGAUCACACCUGCUCCAGACUUUGGAUGGCUUCGUUUUUGUUGUGGCUCCUGAUGGAAAGAUCAUGUAUAUUUCUGAGACUGCGUCAGUGCAUUUAGGACUGUCACAGGUAGAGCUGACGGGGAACAGCAUUUAUGAAUACAUCCACCCCGCAGAUCAUGAUGAAAUGACUGCGGUACUCACGGCACACCAGCCCUAUCAUUCACACUUUGUCCAUGAAUAUGAAAUGGAGAGGUCUUUCUUUUUGAGAAUGAAAUGCGUCCUUGCAAAAAGAAAUGCAGGCUUGACGUGUGGUGGUUAUAAGGUAAUUCACUGCAGUGGCUAUCUGAAGAUCCGCCAGUACAGCUUAGACAUGUCCCCGUUUGACGGCUGUUAUCAGAAUGUGGGUCUAGUCGCUGUAGGUCACUCGCUCCCGCCUAGCGCAGUAACCGAAAUCAAGCUCCACAGCAAUAUGUUCAUGUUCAGAGCCAGUCUGGACAUGAAGCUUAUCUUCCUGGACUCGAGGGUUGCAGAGCUCACUGGAUACGAGCCGCAAGACUUAAUAGAGAAGACACUUUAUCAUCACGUCCACAGCUGUGACACUUUCCAUCUCCGCUGCGCGCACCACUUGUUGCUGGUAAAGGGACAGGUCACCACCAAAUACUACCGAUUCCUGGCCAAACAGGGUGGCUGGGUUUGGGUGCAGAGUUAUGCUACUAUCGUUCACAACAGCAGAUCAUCCAGACCGCACUGCAUAGUCAGCGUUAACUAUGUCCUCACGGACACAGAGUAUAAAGGACUACAGUUGUCCUUAGAUCAGGUGACAUCCACCAAGCCCUCUUUCACCUACGACAGCCCCUCCAACCCCAUCAGUGAGAACAGAAGAGUGGGCAAAAGCAGAAUCUCCCGUACCAAGACCAAGACGAGACUCUCUCCCUAUUCACAGUAUCCAGGCUUCCCUACAGAUCGCUCCGAGUCGGAUCAGGAUAGUCCAUGGGGUGGGAGCCCUCUCACUGACUCUGCUUCUCCUCAGCUUCUGGAGCAGUGUGAAGGCAUAGACUCCUCAUGUGUGUACCGCCAGUUUUCGGAGCCACGGCCACUGUGCUACAGUCUACCACUGACAGAUGAUAGCCACACCACCAGUGACGUCUAUGGCCAUGCUCACUCUGAGUCCUGUGAGCGGGGGCGCUGCAAGGCUGGCCGAUACUAUUUAGGCACUCCUCAGCCUGGACGGGAUGCAUGGUGGGGUGCAGCCCGCUCUGUCCUCCCAUUAUCCAAGUCCUCACCUGAAAAUGGAGACAGUUUUGAAGGUGUGAUGCCCCACAUUGCCUCUGUCCACAGCCUGCAAGUGAGGGGUCACUGGGAUGAGGACAGUGUGGUCAGCUCACCUGAUGGAGGCUCAGCAAGCGAUUCUGGGGACCGAUACCGUGGUGACCAAUGCCGUGCAAGUCCUCAAGAGCCCAGCAAGAUUGAGACAUUGAUUCGAGCUACACAACAGAUGAUAAAAGAGGAGGAAAGUCGUCUGCAGCUGCAAAAGGCUCCUACAGAGAUACCUUUGGAGCUUACUAACGGUCUGGCCAAGAGCCACAGACCCUCGUUUGGUACCGAGUUUCCCCAGUCAACAUUGCAGGGUGUGGUAUGCCGGGGGCCAGCUCAUGUGAUAAGCCCCGCUCCUAGUCCUGUUCCUCUAUCCCGCCUCAGCAGCCCCAACCCUGACAGACUCUGCAAAAGUAAAGACUUCCUGCAAAAUGAGCUCUCUUCUCAACAACACCAGCAGCCACUGCCCCUGAUGGGCACAUGUGCUGUUUCUCCAACUCCAGCACUGUACCCAUCACACCCACGCCAGUACCUGGAAAAACACACAGCCUACUCACUCACCAGCUACGCACUAGAACAUAUGUACGAGGCUGACAGCUUCAGAGGAUACUCCUUGGGUUGCCCUGGUUCCUCCCAUUAUGACAUGGCCUCUCAUCUACGAAUGCAAGCGGAACAAGCACCCAGCCAUAAAGGCACCUCCGUCAUUAUAACCAACGGCAGCUGAUGCUUAUCAAAUCAUGUAACAUCAUUCAGUACUUCAGCAUUUCACUCAAGCUAGCCUAUUAUCAUUUGUUUGGAGGAUAUUUUUUCAUUCCUAUUAAUAUUAAGGGAUGUGUGUUCUAGAUAUCUGUGAAAGGGACACUCCAUUCAUGUGUUCACAAAUGAGGACUCCAUGAAAGGGUUUGUCAAGUACUUUUUAUUCCAAAUUACCACUUUUGUUUCUUAACCACUAUUUUGAUGUUGCCUGAAUGAAUGGGACUUAGAAAAUCAUUUCUGAAAAAAGGGGAAGAAAUUACUGAUAAGAAAGAAAUUACAUGAUCUCCACUUCAAACCAUAAGAGCACAUUAAUAUGGUGGUUUCAAAAGGUAUAAACAGUAAAACAGUAUUAAACUAUUUAAUAUUUUUGCUUGCAAAUCACAUUUGGCUCUAGGUAACAGAAUUGUUGGGUCACAGAUACUUUGUGGAUUAAGCUAUUUUUAUUAUUAUUAUUAUUAUUAUUAUUAUUAUGUUUUAGAGCAUUUCUACACCCGUAGCCUCAGAUUCCAUUCAGGUCAUACUAUUUGCCCUCUAUAGUUGGUACAAUAAAAAUAGAAGUAGCAUGUUGACAUAUCACAGAUCUUAAAUGGUUACUUAAGCAAAAUGCAGCAUUAAAUUAUUAUUGUUUAAAGUUGUUUAUGGUUAUCAUAUUGUAAAAUUGAAUCUUGGCUCAGUUCUGUCCUGGAAUAAAGUUUUGUAAUUACAUGCUGUCCAUCUCUAUCUGAACCUUAUUCAGUCUUUUAAGUCACAGGCUGAAAAUUCAAUUUACAUCUUUUAUUUAUUUAUUUUUCUAAUGUAAAACACUGAUGAGCACAUUAUAUGUUAUUAACUUGAACAAAUGAUUUUGAAAUAUAUAAUUUUUCUGUCAAGCCUCUUAACAUGUCAACCUUUCAAAUGAAAACUAAGAUUAUGCAAUUAUGAAAGACGUUUGAUUUUAUUAAAAAAAAUGGAAUAACAAUAGAAAUGAGCUUCAUUAUUGAGAUACAUGCGCUGGAUUGGUAAGCAGUAACAGAGGAUGUGGAGAUGUGCUUUUGGCAUAAAGAGUGACUGUGCUGCGGUGAUGCAGAGGGACCCUGGUUGGGUUUCAGUCGUGCUGCUGUUUUGUGUUUUGGGGUUCCACACUGGAAGAGUGUAAAGUCUAAUAUGGACAUCAAAGGGGAGCUUUUCUGAGAGACUUUACCCCCUUUUCCUUAUUCCAGCUCCAUGUAUUUAUAAGACAGAAACCGGCUCCGUUUGGGAAGCAGUUUCUUUUGGCGUGAAGGAAAUUCUAAAAAAAUAUUUAUGAUGUACUUAUACUCAAAAUUCACCCACUCUUACCAAAUAAAGCAAUGCAAACAUUGCAAAAUUUAUUUAUUAUGUGAAUGAAAAAAAAGUUCCUAUCACAAAUAAUGUGUGUGUGUUUAUUUGUAUUUUUCAGUUCCACAUCAAAAUUAAAUGGUAUUAUGCAUUAGUGUUUCUGCACAUAUAAUAAAUUAAAAAUAUUGUAA